GGAAGUUGCGCGCGCGCACAUUAUUUUCGAUUAAUCCGCGCGUUGUCUACGCGCCUCUCAGUUUUCACUGCAACUCAAGUGUUGCGGACGUUACUGUUUCCACAUUUUAUACUAAAACUGUGCUUUAGUGACACUUGUGCAGGAGUAAUAAAAAGCCGUGGAAAUGGAGGCGCUAAAUAGGCUAGUGGCGGGAUAUCACGAUUUAAUGGACAACAAAAGUGAUCAAAGGGUCAAAGAUUGGUUCCUGAUGUCUUCUCCGUUUCCUACGUUGGCAAUAUGUCUCACAUAUGUCUUCAUAGUUAAAGUAUUGGGACCAAAACUCAUGGAAAACAGAAAGCCUUUCGAGCUGAAAAAUGUCCUUAUAUGGUACAAUUUAUUUCAAGUCAUAUUCAGUUGUUGGCUUUUUAAUGAGAGCAUAGCUAGCGGGUGGUUCACCACAUAUAGUUUUCGGUGUCAGCCUGUUGACUAUUCAAGGUCUCCACUAGUGAUGAGGACAGUACGUGGAUGUUGGUGGUACUACUUCUCCAAGUUUACAGAGUUCUUCGACACGAUAUUCUUCGUGAUGCGCAAGAAGUUUGAUCACGUGUCAAAGCUCCAUGUAAUCCACCACGGCAUCAUGCCCAUGUCUGUCUGGUUCGGAGUGAAGUUCACACCAGGCGGCCACUCUACCUUCUUCGGUAUGCUGAAUACAUUUGUACACAUUAUUAUGUACACUUACUAUUUGCUGGCGGCGUUGGGACCUCAAAUUCAAAAAUACCUGUGGUGGAAGAAAUACCUUACCGCCUUGCAGAUGGUGCAAUUUGUUCUUGUGUUUAUUCACGCGUUCCAACUACUAUUCAUUGACUGCGAUUAUCCGAAGGCGUUCGUUUGGUGGAUAGGAAUGCAUGCUGUGCUCUUCUAUUAUCUCUUCUCCGAUUUUUACAAGCAGGCAUACUUAAAGAAAGUCAAAAACUCCAAAACGAAGGUGAAGGUGGAAGCUGAUGCAGCUAAAUCGGAAAUUAAAGAGAGGAAAUCUUCGUUGCUGAACGGUUUUAGUAACGGUUCCACGCUCAGUGACGUCCGACAGAGGGUGGCCGGUGCUGUUGCCUCACAGUGAACACAGUAGUUAUAUUUAUGAGAAUACUGACAGGACAAUAUACUUAAAUUAUUCCAGAACUGUAUUGUGAACACUUAUUGGUUUCAACUGGACUAAAGAUGAAACUGGCUCAAGAUCCCAACAAGAUGAUAAUAGGUAUUUUUAUUGCCAUGUUCAUGUUUCUUCGACCUAAGAGAUUUUAUGACAGUAUUUUAUUAUUGGAGGGCCGAUAGAAAUGAAGAUAGAAGUCUUAGGUUACUCGGGUUUAUAAGUGUGGUUAUUCUUUAUUGUGAAUUAAAACAUGUCCAAAUUAUUUUUUUCUGUGUUGUGAUAUGAUAUAUGAUGGUAUGUGAUAAUAUGUUUGCCACUAAUCUCCUCCUUCAACCAGUACCUACCCAAUGUGAAUAAUAGAGUUUUUAAUUUAAGCGAAUUUGAUUUCAACAAUAUCUUGCUGGUUGUAGGCCCGAUACAUAAGGUCAUCGUGUCUUCUGUAGUAAUUUUAAUAUCAUAUUAACAUAUAUAUAACAUUUUCGUAUGUAAAUAGUCUACCGAAUUUAACUUAAAUUUUUUCUUGAGUGGGCAAGAAAUUCUACUCGCUACCUACCUUUCAGAUUUUUAUGUUCGACGGAGGAAUGCUCAAUUAAGUUAAGUAGAAGUUCAUUAAGUUUAGUAUGUACUUAUAAUUUAUUGAAAUUGUCAAAUUUAUUAUAUGUGCAUUCUAAUGGCCUGAUAAAGUUGUAGGCCGUAUAUAUUAAUUGUGAUUAUAAUUAUUGACUUAGGGAGCAUCGAGCCAUUUAAACAAGACGUAAUAAUACGUAAUAUACAUACUUAUACAAAAUCCUUCGUGAAUCAAAAAUAUGCCAUAUUUUAAAAUGUACAGUAUAAUAAUACACUUCCGUCCAAGUGCUUAUUAAAUAUUUACUACACGUUUAAAAAAAUUUUGUUAAACACACGAAUACUGUACGUAAAUGUUCAAUAAUAUUUAAUCUUUAUAGUACCAGCUGUACAUGCGAUCAGAUAAUAUGGAUAUAAAAUUUGUUAUUAUAAUUUGAACUUGUUUAUUAUAUAUAUUAUAUUGAAAUAUUUAUUUGUUUUGAUGAUAUUUUUUUUUAUUCUCUGUUAAAGUAUCUUGCUCCAUAUUUCUAAAAGAAAUUAUAUUUACUUUCAUGACAUUAGAUAUUAUUAAAAUUAUUGAUAUUCUGUUUCUUUUAUAAUUUAUUUGUUGUUUAAAGACUAGAUAGAAAAUUUUACAAAAAAUACUUUGUAUAUCUAUUACUAUUACACGAACACAUUUAUAUACGAGCAUACACAAGGCAACUACAGAGAUUUUGAUAUACUGUGUAUAAUAAUAAUUUUUGCACUGUAAUAUAAUAUAUUGUAAUAACCCAGCGUUUGAUGAGAAUUCUAGGUGCAUACAAUGCUUAUGUUUAUAAAUGGCCGAUAUUGUCCCAAGAAACUACUUUAGAAAAUAACGGUCACGGUCGGAAACGUGUAUACGUGUGGGUUCAGAAAAAUGACUCCUAACAGAUACAUGAUGACACCUACAAGUAAAUAAAUUAGCGCAAUACAAAACGACACCUCGUGCCUUCUUACGUAAUACUGUGGGAAACAGAGUGACUAUCGACGGGAUGGUCACUUUUGACUACAUAGUGAAAUGAAUCGCUUACCGGCGGCGGUUUUCAGCGUUCGUGCUAGUGUUAAUAUAUUGAAUGAAACACAUGCCAAGCGGAAUUUUGUGUUAUUCGUAAAAUGUUUGAUUUUAUUAUAAAUUGAAAUAAUUUUAAUCGGCAUAGGGUAGGGUUGCCAUGACCCAGCUUAUAAAUUUAUUUUGAAACUAAUAGUUGAUAUAAAAUAUAAAUAUGUGGAUUUUUUUAUGCGCAUAUGAGGCGAGUAUAUGCUGGUGCUUGCCACAUUGUGUAUAUUAUUGUAUUUGUAAAUAUAGUAUGGUACAUAUUGAUAAAAGUACAACAGAAUUUACUUGUGAUACUUUUUACAAUAAAAAUUAUAGAAAAAU
Galleria mellonella (greater wax moth) is the source of this 3089-nucleotide messenger RNA. It is a transcript of the gene Elovl7, whose product is annotated as elongation of very long chain fatty acids protein AAEL008004. Bases 164 to 1096 code for a protein of 310 amino acids. Gene Ontology annotation, biological process: fatty acid elongation, saturated fatty acid; fatty acid elongation, monounsaturated fatty acid; very long-chain fatty acid biosynthetic process. Gene Ontology annotation, molecular function: fatty acid elongase activity. The transcript is spliced from 9 exons. NCBI's taxonomy places the organism in Eukaryota, Metazoa, Arthropoda, Insecta, Lepidoptera, Pyralidae. Gene Ontology annotation, cellular component: endoplasmic reticulum membrane. The record is from RefSeq and is a predicted model, not a curated record.